Messenger RNA from Nematostella vectensis (starlet sea anemone), 1945 nucleotides. Its product is annotated as N-chimaerin. Gene Ontology annotation, molecular function: GTPase activator activity. The record is from RefSeq and is a predicted model, not a curated record. The coding region runs from base 322 to 1776 and encodes 484 amino acids. The transcript is spliced from 16 exons. Lineage: Eukaryota; Metazoa; Cnidaria; Anthozoa; Actiniaria; Edwardsiidae. Gene Ontology annotation, biological process: regulation of GTPase activity; signal transduction.
UCAAGCCACUUCCUCCUUCCUCCCUUCCAUCUCCUACUGACGAAGGGCUGAUCGCACACCGGGUUAUCAAACUAAGCGUUUGCUUCAGUUUGCUGCAUGCUCACGCUAUCUGCUUACUCAAUCAAACGUCUGUCGUUUAUCUACACCAUCUAGAGAUGUCCAAUUGAUUGUGAAGUCCAUAAGAUUGCGCGAUCAAGGAGGCGAAGACUUUAAAGUGCAAACAUGACUGUUUAGAGGCUCGGCGGAUUAUUACUCUCCCUGCUAACAAACGCUAUCCUUGCCUUCGCGUUUUAUAACUCAUUACGACCUUAGGGACAAGCAAUGACACAACAAGUUACAGUAGACGGCAGGGUCUACGAUACAGUCGAAGAUGACAAGGAACCAGUUUGGAAGUCCUAUCUUUAUCAACUCCAGCAAAAGGCACCUCAACCCAUUUGCGUCGUUUGUAAUAACGAGAUUGCAAGAAAACCUGCCCAUUAUGGGAAAGAGUUUCAUGGUUCUAUUUCACGAGAAGAGGCAGAUGAGCUGGUGAGUCGUCAAGACGGCUGUUACCUUGUCCGGGAAAGCCAACGUUCGCCAUGGGCAUAUACUUUGACAAUGAGAUUCGAUGGGACAAAAAACUUUAGGCUGUAUUAUGAUGGAAUGCAUUACGUUGGUGAUAAGAGGUUCCAGACCAUCCACGAACUGGUAGCUGAUGGUCUCAUCACGAUGUACAUGGACACUUAUGCUAAAGAUUAUAUCGAUACAAUGAUGAUAGAUGCAGUCAGGCCAGAUGAGGGUAGUAAGGAAGCAGUGCAAGAAAAUGGGCAAGUGAAAGCUGUUGAGACAGAUGGGGCUAAGACACAGUCGCCAGCUAAGAAGGAAAGCCAAACAGAGGUGGUGCAACCUACUAAUAAAACUAAAGAUUCUAAACAAGUGCCAGCUUCUCCAGUGGUUGUUCCUAAAGAGGACAGACGAUUUAGUGCUAGCAAGCGACCUAGCGUGAAACCGUCAGCAUACACGAAAGCGCAUAACUUUAAGACGAACACUUUCAAGGGUCCUCAUUGGUGCGAUCAUUGUCGGAACUUUUUAUGGGGGCUUACUAUGCAGGGGGUUAAGUGUCAAGACUGUGGCUUUAAUGCACACAAACAGUGCACAAAAGCGAUCCCAAAUAACUGCAAGCCGGACAAAAAGUAUAUCAAAAGAGCCUUUGGCGUGGACCUCACUACACUCGUCAAACUUCAUAACACGAAAAGACCAUUUGUAGUUGAUAUUUGCAUAAACGAAGUCGAAAAGAGAGGCCUGGACUCAGAGGGACUUUACCGAGUUUCUGGCUUCGCGGAUGAUAUUGAAGCACUCAAAAAUUCAUUUGACAAAGAUGGCGAAUCGGUGAACCUCUCCACGUACGACGAUAUCAACACUAUCACAGGCGUGUGCAAGCUGUACUUCCGUCAACUGCCUCUACCCCUCAUCACUUUCGAGACUUACAGUAAAUUCAUAGCCGCUGCAAAAACACAAGACAAACACCUAAGAAUAGAAGAGCUAUCCAAGGCGUUAGGGGAACUUCCACAGGCGCACUAUGAGACGAUGAAAUUCUUAAUGGGACAUCUCCAUAGGGUGUCACAAAGGCGCAGUAAAAACAUGAUGACGGAAGAGAACCUUUCCAUCGUGUUUGGGCCGACGCUUAUGCGUGCCCCAGAAGGCGACUCCCUUGACUCACUGGUGGACAUGAAGUUCCAGAGACUCGCCGUGGAGCUUCUAAUAUCACAUCAACACGUGCUCUUCGAUACGCUAUAGUCACGCCGUUUGUGCCGGCAUCGUAACCGGUGUGUACUUUGAAUGUUCGAAUGUGCAGGGGGUGAUUCAUAGAGAAUUUUCCCGAGUAACCCCAACAUCUUAAAUUUGCUCUUUGUAAACUUGCCGAAGUACAGAGAUUCAUUAAUAUAUAUGAUUUAAACCACCCGAA